ACGUCUCGUGGCUUUCGAAGCUUCUGACGUUUUGCAACAUUGCAUAAACAUAAAACAAUCCAUCCUUGAUAUGGAAUGCAAGGGCGAAUGACAGAGCCGCCCAGCCCCCUUCGGCUGCGAUUGAUUUACGCCUCUACUGACGCUUUAUCAGGCGCACGAAAAAAGUUUGACCAAUCAUUUUGCUAGGAGCUCACAACACAGCAGCUCCACUGUACUUUGUUGGCUAGGAAGUUGGAGAAGGGGGUGAGAGUACAAAUCUAGAUCUGUCCUAUAUAUUUUUUUCCCUUCAUUGAACCGUACUUUGUAUGAUGUCUGAGAAUGUCCAUUUCUGGGACUCUUAGCAAUUAUUAUGUCGACUCUAUUAUAAGUCACGAAAGUGAAGACUCGCCUGCAGCUAAAUUUUCAACUGGCCAGUAUACCAGUUCCAGGCAAGUUGGCCAUAAUGAGCAGCUAGAAUUCCCCUCUUGUAGUUUCCAGCCAAAACCUCCAGUUUUCAGCGCCUCCUGGACUCCUUUGAAUGCACAUUCUUCCGGUACCCUUCCUUCGGUCUAUCAUCCAUAUAUUCAACAUCAAAGCGUCCCUUCCGAUAACAGGUAUCUACGGAGCUGGCUGGAUCCCGUGCCCAGAACAGAGACCAUACCCGGGCAGGGUUCAGUUAAAGCGGAACCUCUUCUGGGGCACCCCGGGGAAGUCCAUAAAGAAGGCGCCCCGGAGUACAAUUUAGAAACUUCUGCUGCAAGGGAGGCGAUCGUUUCCAAUCAAAGGCCCAGCUUCGAAGACAAUAAAGUUUGUGAAGGAAGCGAGGACAAAGGCAGGCCAGAUCAAACCAACCCAGCGGCCAACUGGCUACAUGCCCGCUCCUCCCGGAAAAAGCGAUGCCCUUACACCAAAUACCAGACCCUGGAGCUAGAGAAGGAGUUUUUGUUCAAUAUGUACCUCACCAGGGACCGUAGACACGAAGUGGCCAGACUCCUCAACCUGAGUGAAAGACAAGUCAAAAUCUGGUUUCAGAACCGAAGGAUGAAAAUGAAGAAAAUGAACAAGGAACAGGGCAAAGAAUAAGAGGCAGGAGGCAGAUGCAUCUUCCUCUCUGUGUAUGGGAGGCAGCUUCCGAGCUCCACUAUUGAUCAUAAAUAAAACACGUGGGUUUUUUUUUUCGGUUCCACCUUGUCAAGCGGGAAGUUCUGCUUAAUCUUGCCAGUUAGAAAGCUACUCAUGUGCAGGGGCAGCUCCUGAUUUGGGACACAUUAUGGGUUUUGUUUUUAGGGCCCCUCCCCCCAUCCAUUGUAGACCUAACAGGCCCAUAGCUGUGUCUCCAUCGGGAUAUGUUGCCUCGAUUUUCUAAAUGAAAGGCAAACAAACAAACAAAAUCCAGUAACUACACCCACCGUGUCACAAAUAACCAUAGCCCAUGACACCCCCCACCCCCCUCUUUGUAACCACAUGAUGGUAUCUCUUACUCCAGCCUCACCACACACCCACCUACAGAAACUGAAGUGGCAAAGAAAUCAGACAAUUUACUAGAAGACAGACACGUUCUUAAGAAUUGAAUUAAACUGCGGCACAUCAUUUUUUUUCCAUUCACCCACUUUAUACUGAUGUACUCGGAUUAAUGACACUCCAUUACCCCACUGCACCUAUGUUUUUAUUAUUCUAAUUCUUAUUCUUUCAAUCUCUCUGUGGUGGAUCAGUGAUUUUGACCAGGGAACAUAGUAUAAUCUUAGAAAUAAUUCUCCCAAACUGGUAGUUUUAUACUGGGUCGUUUAAAAAGCCUAUCAGAAUGAAAGUGUUAUUUAACAAAAAAUAAGAACAAAAAGAAAAAAAAGAAAAGAAAAAAGACAAAAAAGACAAAAAAA
This is a messenger RNA of Pelodiscus sinensis (Chinese soft-shelled turtle), 1856 nucleotides long. It is a transcript of the gene HOXB9, whose product is annotated as homeobox B9. Gene Ontology annotation, cellular component: nucleus. NCBI's taxonomy places the organism in Eukaryota, Metazoa, Chordata, Testudines, Trionychidae. The record is from RefSeq and is a predicted model, not a curated record. Gene Ontology annotation, molecular function: DNA-binding transcription factor activity, RNA polymerase II-specific; RNA polymerase II cis-regulatory region sequence-specific DNA binding. Gene Ontology annotation, biological process: embryonic skeletal system morphogenesis; DNA-templated transcription; proximal/distal pattern formation.